AUGGGUGAGUGGGCGCCGCCUCAGGGCGGUGUGCCGCAAGGUGGGGCGCCGGACGGCGGGCCGCGAAGCGUACCCUGGGGUGGGCGUUGCGUCCGGGCAGAUAGGGGGACCUCGGGACGGACCCCCGGUGAGGUGUCUGGGAGCCACGUGUGUAACCAGUACAGGACAUCAGGGUCUUCGCUGGAGGAAAAAAAAGAGUUGCUGCAAAAUGGACCAGACUUACAAGACUUUGUAUCUGGAGAGUUGUCAGACAAGAGCACGUGGGCUGAGUAUAAAGGCAAUUUAAAGCGUCAGAAAGGAGAAAGGCUGCGACUUCCUCCAUGGCUGAAAACAAAGAUUCCCAUGGGAAAGAACUACAAUAAACUAAAGAAUACCUUGAGAAGUUUAAAUCUUCAUACGGUAUGUGAAGAAGCACGUUGUCCCAACAUUGGAGAAUGCUGGGGAGGUGGUGAAUAUGCUACAGCUACAGCUACUAUUAUGCUGAUGGGUGACACAUGCACUAGAGGUUGCAGAUUUUGUUCAGUAAAGACAGCAAAAAAUCCACCUCCACUGGAUCCCAAGGAGCCUUACAACACAGCAAAGGCUAUAGCUGAGUGGGGCUUGGAUUAUGUUGUAUUGACGUCUGUGGACAGAGACGAUAUGCCUGACGGUGGAGCAGAACACUUUGCAAAGACAGUCUCUCAUCUGAAAGAAAGGAAUUCGAAAAUCCUGGUAGAAUGCUUGACGCCGGAUUUUCGCGGGGACCUUAAAGCUGUGGAGAAAGUGGCAUUGUCGGGACUGGACGUGUAUGCCCACAACGUGGAGACGGUGCCGGAACUGCAGAGGAAGGUCCGUGAUCCCCGAGCCAACUUUGAGCAGUCCGUACGAGUGCUGAAGCACGCUAAAGAGGUCCAGCCCGGCAUCAUUUCUAAAACCUCCAUUAUGUUGGGGCUAGGCGAGACUGACGAACAAGUGUAUUCCACAAUGAAAUUAUUGCGGGAAGCAGAUGUAGAUUGUUUGACCCUAGGACAGUACAUGCAACCAACAAAACGUCACCUAAAGGUUGAGGAGUACAUAACUCCUGAAAAAUUUAAGUACUGGGAAAAAGUAGGAAAUGAUCUUGGAUUCCAUUACACUGCUAGUGGGCCUUUAGUGCGCUCCUCCUAUAAAGCAGGUGAAUUCUUCUUGAAGAACUUAGUAGAAAAAAGAAAGACAAAAGCCAUCUGAAAAUGAGAGUGAACCUAUUUAAAGCAGCCAGUUUUAAGGAUCCUUUUUUCAGCGCAUAAUUAUACUCAGUUCCAGAAAUGCGGAAGACCAGAUGGUGGAUGUAUGAAUAAACUUACUAUCUUUCCAGAACACUUUUCUCUCACCAAAACACUUCACAUUAUUUUACCUCAUUUCUUCUGGCAAGGGUACAACUACAUAGUACUUCUAGUGUUCAGCAAGAAGCCAGGAGAUAGAACUGAUUUGGAAGAGUGAUGGAACUGAGGUGGAAGAAAUGUAAGCUAAAAAAAAAAAACCAAACCAAAAUUUUGACAGAUUUAAGUAAACAGGUUUGAUACUACCAUCAGUGUUGCUGCAGUUAAUACUUGUGAAGAUGCUAACAGAUAAUAAUAAAUUUGAAAGGUACUGAUAUUUUGAUGUAUCUUACCAUUAUGUAACACAAGCUUGCAGGGGCAAAGGACCAGAUUAGGGCUAUCUUGAACUAUACCAGAGUAAGUGCUGGUAAUACUCCUUCAAGAGAUGGCAUCUCUUACCUGCAGCUUAAGAAAAUGAGCUGUACCAUUCUGAUGAUAGCUAAUGCUUUUCAGGUGCUUGCAUGUCUCUUAAGUGUGAGCCUUGGUAAACACAAGGUAUCAAGUUGAAGAAAACAAGAGCGCUUUGUGACAAGACAAUUAACCUUGUGUAGCUACCAUAUAAUUUAAACCAUAUGGAAAAUCAGAGUUGCUGUAACAGCAUAAAUAGAGCCACCCCUCAUUUGGGUAUGUGACUGUAACAAACCUGAGUUGCACAGGUGCUUCUUUGGUAUUGGGUAUGCAGAAGUGCUGCUAUUCUGUACUGUGC
Molecule: messenger RNA, 2043 nt
Organism: Haliaeetus leucocephalus (bald eagle)
Lineage: Eukaryota; Metazoa; Chordata; Aves; Accipitriformes; Accipitridae
Gene: LIAS
Product: lipoic acid synthetase
Exons: 11
Coding region: 1-1206 (401 amino acids)
Biological process (GO): lipoate biosynthetic process
Cellular component (GO): mitochondrion
Molecular function (GO): 4 iron, 4 sulfur cluster binding; lipoate synthase activity
Source: RefSeq, a predicted model, not a curated record